AAUGGAAUUGUAUUUUUGUGAGAAGAGAGAAAUUGAUCGAGAGGAGCAGAGCGUGCGCGCUGGGAUGCCGAAGUCAUCAUCUCCAUCUCCGACAGUCACCCCAAUGACGCCCCCAACACUUCUUCUCAAAUCCCACAAUCCCCAAUCCCAAUCCCAAUCCCAAACCCUAACCCUAAACCCUCCUCAUCACUCCUCUGAUCUCGACCCCCUUCUUCCCCCUUUCCCCCACUCACUCCUUCUCAUGGACGAUGACGAUGACCCCGAUCCCCACCCCCCUCCUCCUUCCUUCUCUUCUCUCAUCUUCCGCGACGACGAUGAUGACGAUGACGAUAUCGACGACGACCUCAAGCUUGACCUCAAACCAUCCCCUUCUUCUCCCUGCAACGCUGACCCUGACCUUGACCCUUGACCCUAAUCUAGCUCCAGAUCAGCAGCAGCAGCAGCAGCGCCCGCCUCCGCCUCCGCCUCUUGUUGACCCAGCUCCCCACAUCUCCUCCCAAUUCUAUACCUUCAAUCGUGAGUCUCACGGUCUUAUGGUCCGGUGCAUCCUAGAGGGGCGGCUCGCAACUCCUGAUGAGAUCCGUGCAGCUACCCCUCGCCCGGUUUUGAAGUCCUGGAGGUCGGUGUGGAAGGAUCGUAAUGAGGAUACCGCGUAUCUCACUGCCUGGAAGCGUAUCCAGGACAAACUCUAUGCCGGCGCUGGUGGUGUGCUUUAUUUCAAGAACAACCCCUCCCAGCGUGUCUCCUAUGUUGACCAGUGGCAGGACAUUGUUGCUGCUUCUCAUGCCGAUGCUGACUUGCGGCAUCUCGGGCUCAAGGAGACUGUCGACCGUAUCAAGCAGUCGUGGACUGUUGGGGCGAAGUUUUAUGGCAUUCCUGAAUCGUUCAUCCGCGUGUGCCUUGCGGCUUGCCCUGUUUGUUCUUCGCCAUCCUUAACUGCUGGAGGUGGUGCACACUUUGCUCUUGCUGGGGUGAGAUCCAAGAGGCGAAGGUUUGAGUAUACGGAGUCGUUUGAUGUGCCCGCUAGUGAUGUCCCGCGCAGACUGCAGCAGCUGGCGGCCAAGCAUAAGGUGGUGCUGUGCAUCCGGCAGAAGUAUAUCCGGUAUAAACCUUUCAUGGCGGAGGUGAAGGAUUAUGCAUGCCACCGAGCUGGUGAGCCCUCGUCUGCCACUGGCUCCUCAUCCAAGAAAGCUCGGGUUUUAAAGAGGGAGCCUUAUGCCUCCAAACGAUGUGGUUGUGGCUUUCGUAUUCGCGCCAUAGUCCCAAUUACCAAUUACAAUGAGAAAGACAAGACCUUUGUGUACCAGGAGGAGGGCACAGCUGUCUUCAAACUGUUUGCGGUGCACUCCGGGCACGAACCAGGUCCGCUUGAUGGAAAUGCGAGGAUAAUUCAUCGGUUGGUUGGUAACAAAGGGGGCUUUGAUCGGGAUCCAGAAAUUUAUGGGAUUAGAGAAGAUACAGAGCCUGAAUCUUUUGUUGGCCUUCUUGGAAAGGAUGAUGGUGUUGACCCUCAUUUGGCAGUCCUGCAGCAGGUUCAGGCGAUUAGGGUUGAGGUUGGGUUGUUGGAGGGGAGGAUUUCCAAGAUGCCUCAAGAGCUGCUAGGCUCACUGUCUGGAGAACUUUCAGAUAUCUUGCAUAGGCUUAGAAGUGUAGGUGAACACCACCAUUCUGAUGGGCCUCUGGUGGUUGGUGAUGAUGAUGUUCAGCAUUGGACAACUGACCAUGAUCACCACCUUGAUGGGCAGGAUAGUGUCUUCAGCAAAGGCAAUGAGAUUAUUGAAGAGGAUGAGAGUGACUUUGAUCGAGCGCUAGGGGCUAUUGUGCCAUGGGAUAGGAUGGCAGCAGAAUGCCAAGAUAGAAAGAUGCUUAUGAGUGAGUCCUGCAAGUCGGAGAAGUGGUUAAUGAAGGAAGACUGUAGUGACUUUGAUGAGAAGAGCAUUCUCAAUUGUGGUGAGGAAGAGGAGGAAGAAUCAAAAUUGAUAAAGCCCUUGAGGCAUCAUGGAUCGAUGGUUGCAGACACAAAUCUUGUUGCCAUUCAGGUGGAUGGCUUCUAUCACGACAAUGCAAAGUGGUAUGAUUCCCCAGGUGGCUUAGAUCCUGGUGGGGAUGCUGGGGAUGGAGGGUUUAGGCAUGGCAGGAUUGUAUGAAGAAAUGCGUAGAUUGAGCAUGCUUCCAAUCUCUCCUGGGUGAAGGGGAAGUGUUUGUAAAUUUUGUACACUGGGGAAACUUAAAUCACGUCAUGGUGUCAUUGUGUUUUCAUUGGAGGUUCCUCAAGGUCAAGGUGGCAAUGUUGGUUGUUUUAUACGCAAACUGCCUUUAUCUACCGGCCAUGUUUACUAGGUAUGUUCAGGCGUAUGAAGGUUAUGGAUAUUCUGGCUACCUUUGUUUCACCCAAUUCAUUCGGGUGUACCUCCCAACUCAUGAAUAUAAAUUUAUUUUGACUGCUUUCAUUAUAUCAGUUUGAGCAUGGUUAUGGUUCUCUGCAAGUUGAACGGAAUUUGGUUUCAUGUAAAUGAUAUGGAGGUGGUUACCUCAUACACUGUUUUUGCACAAUAGGUAUUGUGUAAACCGUCUUGCUAUUAUAGACACCUUCAUCUAUUCAUAUGUGGCUUUUACCCUUCUUUUUUUCAGUAUUUGAUGUACCGAUUUAUGCAUUUGUUACUGGCAUACAUACAGGUUAUGAGCUUCCCUGUUUUAUUUGGUCUAUGGUAAUCUCUAGAAGUUUAUAUUCUGCUGCUUUCAUUUUCAUAUUCUUCCUCGUGCUCUUGCAGAUUAUGCUCAAUUUACAUUUUCUUUUAAUCUCAUGCAUCACAUGGACAAGUUUAUGUGCUAAUUUUUGCCCCUUAUAUUAUUAGUUUUUGAUAUGGUUUGUACUCUAACAUUGCUGUUUUCUUAAACACGUGUAUAAUUAUAAAGGCAUGCCAGAAAUGCUUUUUACUCCAUCUAUUGUCUGAUACAAAAGCUGAAUUUAGUUCUGCAGACACGUUGUCCAAUGCUAUUUCAUUUUCUCAUCUAACUGUUCACCUCAUAGCCUAUAUGAAAUCCUGCAUGUGUAUUCUUAUUGUGCCUCUCCUUUGCAUUUUCAUUGCAAUCAGAGGUUACUUAUAGAUGCCUUUGUAAUCUUGACUGUGAAGUUUGUAUUUUCUAGACCUGUUAGUAGCUGAGCUUGAGAAACUACGAUUAACUACCUUGUCUUGUAAAGAUCACAGAAUCAUACUUCUGCUUUCUUAAGUGCCUCUAUCUUUCCCUUGAAUGUGGGUAUUAGAAUUUAGAAAUGUGUCUUGGAUUCUAUAUGGGUUUAUUUAUAUAGGCUGUGUUUAAUUGGAUAGAAGAUGAUGAAAGAAAAGGGAAACAACUUUACUUGGGAUACAUGUAAAAUGCCAAAGCAAUAUAUAGUUUCAUUUCAGUCUAAUUUUUACACUACUUGUCCAAAACUAUUCUUUUUCCUUUCCAAAUCAAGGAAGCUAACAAGGGUUUUUUUUUUCAUUUUACUUUCCUUUGAGUUUUUUCUUCUCUUGGAAUGAAAGACAUGAUAAAAUUGUAAGCUGAUUUGCCCAGCUGGCGCCUGUAAAAGUGAAAGCAGUUACGGGCAUUCAGCUUGUGAUUAUUGGAAUGAUUUGUUCGAUAUCAUCAGUUUUCAGAGUGUCUAGCUUUAUGGUGAUUUUGAAAACCAGCUGUAUUGGCAAGGCAUAGUCAAUACCAGGGUUUAAGGCUGUCUGAAUUAUUAAAGGUCAAGCACCGAAGUCGGCCAGUAAUUUGAAAGCGGAUUUUGCUUGGCUGCCUUUUCCAUGUUCCUUUAUUUCAAACUCAUCAAAAGUCAGAUCCGAUAGCUGUCUGGCCAUCAGAUGUUUUAUGAGAGCGUUUGAUGAGAAGGUAACGGUGGGGAUUUUUCACUUCAAGAUCUGCAUGGUGUUCUUGAAUUCUUCACAGGUAGCAGGCCGAGAUUUGAAUGGAUAUCAAAGCGUCAACUCUGGUCUGACUGCAUUUACUAUGUGGUCCUGUUGGAUGAUCAAUCAACAUGGAUCUUACAAGGCUCAAGCUUCUUCAACUGGUGUAGUUUUCACUUGGGCAUCAGGAUGUGAACUAAUCGAAGUAGUGUUAUAUUUGCGCCUGGUCGUAUUUUAACUGAUUGCCGAACUUAAGCUCCACAUGCAUUGCCCUUGAAUAUUUCUCCUACUCCUUUUGCUCAGCAUGGAGAAGUGAUGAAAGGAUAGUGGUUUUACGGUUUUCCUGGUUUUUCCUUUUCCUUCUCACAAACUAUUGAUGAUUUGGAAAUUUGAUGCAAACAUGUGCAAUCCUUUCAAGCCUGAUGAUGAUCAAUGCAAGUGCGUUGAAAUUUAACUGUA
This is a messenger RNA of Dioscorea cayenensis subsp. rotundata (Guinea yam), 4346 nucleotides long. RefSeq lists its product as uncharacterized. The record is from RefSeq and is a predicted model, not a curated record. Lineage: Eukaryota; Viridiplantae; Streptophyta; Magnoliopsida; Dioscoreales; Dioscoreaceae. The transcript has 7 exons. The coding region runs from base 249 to 2147 and encodes 632 amino acids.